Dovyalis caffra is the source of this 297-nucleotide messenger RNA. The record is from the annotation of a GenBank genome assembly. NCBI's taxonomy places the organism in Eukaryota, Viridiplantae, Streptophyta, Magnoliopsida, Malpighiales, Salicaceae.
AUGGUUCAAGACUCACGGUCUCGACCAGUUAUAGCUCGAAAGCCUUUUAAGCCUCGGAACUGUGAGCCCACACACAAGGAGAUUCUUUUGUGGAAUCAUCCAAGAGGUCCAAUUACCCAAUCAAGCUUUUCUGCUCCAGCUACUCUAGUUUGUCGUUUCACGCCUAUAGAGCUUCAACAGCAGCGUCGACAAGGGCUGUGCUUCCACUGUGAUGAGCUUUACACGGUGGACUAUGCUUGCAAGAAGCUUUUCUUCAUUGAGCUGGAGAUGGGACCUGAGACAACCCCAAUGAUAUAG